AUGUCAAGGAAUCGCAUGAUAUUGGGGGCGGUUGCGACAAUAAUCACCCCUUUCGCGCUCGCAACAGCUGAUUUAAGCUCGAUAUGCAACCCAGCAGCUAUACCUAAGCCCAGCUUUUUUGGAGCUGAGAUAAUUUCUGUAACCGCAAACCCGGUCUUCAACUCGAUUGACCAUGCUGAAGUAUCGCAUCCAAGCUCACCCCAAGAGACAGAUGACUCCGUCAGCUUCUGCAAUGUCACUGUCACCUACACCCACCCGGGGCAACAAGAUCAAAUAUCCACAACGGUCUUCCUGCCGCUCGAAAGAUGGAACAACCGCCUCCUCGGCGUUGGAGGUGGUGGGUUUGGAACACGCAUGCUCGGUGACGCGGAUCUGCUGAAAGCCGUUGCAGGUGGCUAUGCAGCUGUGGCUACAGACGGAGGGCAUGAGGUCAAUAUGGAAAGUGCGGAAUCGUGGGCUUUAAACAGCCCCGGAAAUGUGGACCUCUACGCUCUGAACAACUUCGCUCAUGUCACUUUGCACGAAGCCUCCCUUAUUGGCAAGGCCGUUACGACCUCAUUCUACGAGUCGGAGCCCGCCUUCUCCUAUUUCGCCGGCUGCUCCACUGGUGGACGACAGGCGAUGAUGCUGGCCCAGCGUUACCCUACCGCCUAUGAUGGAUAUCUGUCCAGUUGCCCAGCUAUCAACUGGAACAAGUUAUGCAUAGCAGCGCUAUGGCCUUAUGUGGUGAUGAAUUCAGCAGAAUCAGUCGUGCCCGUUUGCAUUCUUGAUGAGUUCACCGCAGCUGCAGUGGAAGCUUGCGAUGGAUUGGAUGGCGUGGUCGAUGGUGUUAUUGAUGAUUACCGAAAAUGCAAAUUUGACCCACAUGCGAUCGUGGGACGCAAAGUCGAUUGCGAUCACGCGCAAAUCACCAUCUCUUCCGAGGCUGCAGAUGUUGUUGAACGCAUAUGGGCAGGCCCCCGCUCACCAGACGGGGAAUCUCUGUGGUACGGCCCUACUCACGGAGCUGAGCUUGGUGCGGUCGCAAAUUCGCACUGCGAGUCUGAAACUGGGUGCACUGCUGUUCCAUUCCCUAUUGCACAUGAGUGGGUAAAGUUCUUCCUGAAGAAAGAUCCCGAGUAUGAUAUUUCGAGUAUCACGAAGGAGGACGUUUACGAUCUGUUACACGAGGCGCAGAGCUGGUACCAGUCUAUCAUUAGCACGGAUGAUCCCGAUCUCUCUGGAUUGAAGCGUUCUGGUGGCAAGAUGAUCUCCUGGCAUGGUACCGUUGACCAGCUAGUCCCCGUAGGCGGUACACGCGACUACUACGAUCGGGUGCUCGCUUUGGAUCCCGACGUUGAUGUUUACUUCCGCCACUUCGAGGUUCCUGGUGUAGCUCAUUGUGUUGGUGGGCCUGGUGCCUUGCCCGUGAAUGUCCUGGAUGAUCUAGUUCGAUGGGUUGAGAAGGAUGUUGCUCCAGAUUCUUUGCUGGGAGAAAUGGUGGAUCCGAAGAGUAACAAGACCACACAGAGAUACAUUCCUGCUUAUCCUGUCUUGCAAAAGGUGGAAGAUACCGAACAGGAGUGGGAGAGAAAGACGGAACUGUAA
Molecule: messenger RNA, 1587 nt
Organism: Penicillium verhagenii
Lineage: Eukaryota; Fungi; Ascomycota; Eurotiomycetes; Eurotiales; Aspergillaceae
Product: putative feruloyl esterase
Exons: 1
Coding region: 1-1587 (528 amino acids)
Source: RefSeq, a predicted model, not a curated record